AUGUCGUCUAGAAACCUUACGGCGCGGUCCCCUCAUGUUGAGGCCAACUCGAAUUCUAGCGAUAGUGAGCCCACAGAUCCGUUCAACAACGAGUAUGAGAUGCAAAGCUACGACGACUCAUCUAACGGGUCUAAGAAUUUGGCUAAUGACGACAGACAGCGACUUUUGAAUUACAAUUCAAGCUUUCAGAACUCAUCUGCUUCUAUAGUGAAUCCGUUCAGCUCUUCCAACAAUGUUUCUGGGUCUCAUAGUGGCUCUGGUCUUGGCAUCAGUGCCACGGGUGCUACUGGUAUUACUGCUGCUGGUGUCGCUGGUGCCGCUGGUGCUGCCGGUGCUGCUUCUGCUGCCGGUGCUGCUUCAGAAUUCGACCGUUACCCUCAGGGCCUAACGGGUUCUAGAGUUACUUCAAUGCAGUCACUGGCCUCCAAAUCAACUGCGCCCCAUGUUCAUGGCCAGUAUUCAUCCUCAUCCGCAUCAAACUCCUCAGAGAAGUCCUCGUCCAGUCCAUUCAUCGUAGACUCCGAUUUCUCGCCCUUUGGGGGCUAUCCGGCGUCGUCCUUUCCUCUCCAUAUAGAUGAAAAAGAGGAGGACGACUACCUUCAUAACCCCGAUCCAAUUGCCGAUGCCGAGUAUGAUAAACAUCGGUUCUGGUACGACUUGAAGAGUAUGGACAAAAGAUCUGCUUUUGGUUUGACUGGAAUCGUCUUUUUCGGCCUAGCUUUAAUAGCUGUCAUGAUUAUCCUUCCUGUCAUCACCUAUUCUGGUGCCACAGAUCACGUAAAGUACGUUCCUGAGACAUACGUGCGACUUACAGAUUAUGUUUAUCCUCAACUAAGUGCCAUACGAACUUCGCUAAUUGACCCAGAUACCCCCAAAGAUGCCUACACUAGAGAGGCCAAAGACGGUUCUGCCUGGAAGCUUGUUUUCAGCGAUGAAUUUGCCACUGAAGGUCGUACUUUCUAUGAUGGUGAUGACCAGUUCUGGUAUGCUCCUGACUUUCAUUAUGAUGCUACCAAGGACUUGGAAUGGUAUGAUCCUGACGCCGUCACUACUGCCAACGGUACAGUCCAAUUUCGCCUGGAUGCCUUUAAAAAUCAUGACUUAUUUUACAGAUCCGGUAUGCUUCACUCAUGGAACAGAAUGUGUUUUACACAGGGUGUUCUCGAGUCCAGUCUGCAGCUCCCAGGUUAUGGUAACGUGUCCGGUUUGUGGCCCGGUCUGUGGUCUAUGGGAAAUUUGGGUAGGCCAGGUUAUAUGGCUACUACAGACGGUGUGUGGCCUUAUUCCUACGAUUCUUGUGAUGCCGGUAUCACAGCAAAUCAGUCUUCCCCGGAUGGAAUUUCCUACCUUGGCGGUCAGAGACUCAAUGCUUGCACCUGCAAAGGUGAAGAUCAUCCCAACAGGGGUGUGGGAAGAGGUGCUCCCGAAAUCGAUGUUAUAGAGGCAGAAGUCGACACUACUUUGAAGGUCGGCGUGGCCUCACAGUCUCUUCAAAUUGCCCCCAUGGAUAUCUGGUACAUUCCAGAUUACAACUGGCUCGAGAUCUAUAAUGAAUCAGUUACCACUAUGAACUCUUAUACGGGAGGUCCAUAUCAGCAGGCCGUUUCUGCGGUUACUACUUUGAACACAAAGUGGUAUGAGUCUGGUUCGGGAGAUAGAUAUUUUCAGAAAUAUGCUUUUGAAUACCUCAAUGAUGACGAUAGCGGGUAUAUUCGGUGGUUUGUGGGAGAGGAUCCUACACUUACUAUGCACGCCAAGGCUCUUGCUCCUAAUGGUAAUAUUGGCUGGAGAAGAAUCUCCAAAGAGCCGAUGUCUAUGGUUAUGAAUUUGGGUAUAUCCAACAAUUGGGCCUAUAUUAAUUGGCCUUCCAUCGACUUUCCUAUUACAAUGCAGGUUGACUAUGUGAGAGUGUAUCAGCCUAACGACUCUGUUUCGGUAACUUGUGAUCCUUCUGGAUAUCCUACGUAUGACUACAUCGAGGACCAUCCAAGGGCAUACGAUGUGUGGAAUUACACGACCUGGACCGCUGCCAAGUAUGAUGUUCCCAAGAACAAGUUGGUCAAUGGUUGUUAG
This is a messenger RNA of Brettanomyces nanus, 2073 nucleotides long. RefSeq names its product beta-glucan synthesis-associated protein (gene KRE6). Lineage: Eukaryota; Fungi; Ascomycota; Pichiomycetes; Pichiales; Pichiaceae. Bases 1 to 2073 code for a protein of 690 amino acids. Gene Ontology annotation, molecular function: glucosidase activity. The transcript has a single exon. Gene Ontology annotation, biological process: fungal-type cell wall organization; (1->6)-beta-D-glucan biosynthetic process. The record is from RefSeq and is a predicted model, not a curated record. Gene Ontology annotation, cellular component: plasma membrane; endoplasmic reticulum membrane.